Paralichthys olivaceus (Japanese flounder) is the source of this 1649-nucleotide messenger RNA. Lineage: Eukaryota; Metazoa; Chordata; Actinopteri; Pleuronectiformes; Paralichthyidae. The record is from RefSeq and is a predicted model, not a curated record.
AUGGUUAAGCUGUUGAGUUUCUCCAUCACAGAGUUGUCUGUUGUUUCUUCCACACCAGCCUUGACCGGAGGCCCCAUUUCUGGAACGUACCGUCUGAGACAGUUUCAUUUUCACUGGGGAUCCAGUGAUGACAGAGGAUCCGAGCACACUGUCAAUGGUAUCAACUUUCCCUGUGAGCUUCACCUGGUUCACUGGAACACAAAGUACCCAAGCUUCGGAGAGGCAGCCAGUCAGCCUGAUGGACUUGCUGUAGUUGGGGUCUUUCUCAAGCUUGGUGCUUCCAACCCCAGACUUCAGAAAGUUUUGGAUGCUUUGGAUGCUAUUAAGACAAAGGGAAAGCAGACUACCUUUGCUAACUUUGAUGCAAGGACUCUUCUGCCUGUUUCUCUGGAUUAUUGGACCUACGAGGGCUCUCUGACCACACCCCCCCUCUUGGAGAGUGUCACUUGGAUCGUCCUCAGGGAGCCAAUAAGUGUCAGCUGUGCACAAAUGGCCAAGUUCCGCAGUCUUCUCUUCACUGGUGAAGGUGAAGCUCCAUGCUGCAUGCAGGACAAUUACAGACCCCCUCAGCCUCUGAAGGACCGUCAGGUCUGCGCUUCCUUCAAAUAAACCCUGCUUCAUCAACACAGUUCCUUUGCCCCUUUGUUUAUCGGUCAAUCAUUUCCUUAACCUUCUUAAUCUCAUAAUUUUAUUGUUCUUCACAUGCAGUCUUUAUUCAACUGUUAUUGGCCUUUCAACAUCAACUUGAAAAGUAGAAGAAAAUCUUAAUCUUUGACACUAUAGAGAACAUACAAAAUGUCCCACUUGUAAAAAUUUGAUUUACAUUUUCCACUCUAACAUGGGUAUCAAGGGACUACCAACAAUGGGACAGGAAUCCUGACCCUUGAUCUCCUCUUGUUGUCAUGUUGUGAAUCUUAUAUUUUCUGGCCAGGCUGUAAGUAAUCAUCUAUAGUGCCCUUGUAUGUGCGAGAAGACACUCUUAAUCAAAAAUGUAAUGUCUAUCUAAAAUAUUAUCUUUUGAAUGUUCCAAAAGUUAUGUUUUUGUUAUGAUGGGAAUUUGGAGCAAAAGCCCUAAUCGCAUGCAAGAAUAUUUAUCGAAUAAUAAUAAUGAUACAACAAAUUCCCCUUCGCCUUAAAAAAUAAAUAUGCUCUGCUCUGUUUGAAACUGAAAGCCUCUAUGCAUUUCCUAAAGCUCUUUCCAUUCUUUCUGCUAUUUCAGUUGAUGAGAUUGUUAAAGCAAAUGUUUCUAUUGAUGUUUCUUUUAGACAAUUUGAGACAGAUUGAUAACACCAGCAAUGGUAGAAUUUGGACAUGAUAUUAUAAUCUGAUACUUUAACACAAGCUAAAGUAUCAGCAUAUGUCAAUAAAAUGUUAAACAUUGUCAACAAUCUAUUUAGAUGUCACUACUCUUUCUAACUGGAAUCAACAGAAUGUAUUCAUUACAGGUGAGCGCAAUUAUACUAUUUUAUCAUACUAUUAUAUCAAUGUUAUUUCAAAUGUUAUGAACAAAAUCUGAUUAUAAUUAGGCUAAUGUAAAACUGCUAUAGUGUGUCACUUGAUAGCUGUCACAAUACAAAUGGAAAAAUAUUUUGUUUUAAUCUGUCAUGGUAUGAAUGGUCAAGAAUGUAGCAAUAAAAUCUGAAACAGUU